Molecule: messenger RNA, 243 nt
Organism: Leptosia nina
Lineage: Eukaryota; Metazoa; Arthropoda; Insecta; Lepidoptera; Pieridae
Source: the annotation of a GenBank genome assembly
AUGUCUCACGAAACCCACUUAGACAUGCCCGACGUGGACCCGCAAGUUCAGGAAGACCACGACGCGCACUCCUCUACGCUGACAUACCUAUUCGUUAACACUCUUUGCGUCUUCAUCGUCAUUAUCUACCCCGGGAUCGUCGUCGCUUUCGUGAGCGCGGUCGUACACGUGGGCGCAUUCUUAGUCGACGUAUCAACAUGUUGCUUCCACAAGGCGGUCGGCUUCCUCCAUAGCCUGUUUUAA